Vicia faba (fava bean) is the source of this 327-nucleotide messenger RNA. The record is from the annotation of a GenBank genome assembly. NCBI's taxonomy places the organism in Eukaryota, Viridiplantae, Streptophyta, Magnoliopsida, Fabales, Fabaceae.
AUGAGCAGUGGGGAAAUUGUUGGUAUUGGUUCUAGUCCAUUGAGUUUCAGUUAUCGUCUUUUUGCUAGAAGCCAUGUUCCAGACAUUUUCGUGCCCAAUAUUCAUUUCGAUCUGAUUACUGAAGGUGAACUCCCUAAGGUUCCUCUACUUUAUGGAACUUCCAGAAGCCAUGUUUUGUUAGAAUUAAUGCAGGUGUCCAAGUCUCUUCAGGAAGUUAUUAUGAACUCCACAGAUUGCAAGAGUAAGGUGGAUGACCUUAUCAAGAUUAUGGUUCCCAAGGGAGUUGAAGCUUCUACAUCCCAGGCUGCUGAAGAGAUAAUGGCAUAA